Crotalus tigris (Tiger rattlesnake) is the source of this 1438-nucleotide messenger RNA. RefSeq names its product ribosome production factor 1 homolog (gene RPF1). Lineage: Eukaryota; Metazoa; Chordata; Lepidosauria; Squamata; Viperidae. Bases 42 to 1070 code for a protein of 342 amino acids. The transcript is spliced from 9 exons. Gene Ontology annotation, molecular function: rRNA primary transcript binding. Gene Ontology annotation, cellular component: nucleolus; preribosome, large subunit precursor. The record is from RefSeq and is a predicted model, not a curated record. Gene Ontology annotation, biological process: maturation of 5.8S rRNA; maturation of LSU-rRNA.
AGAGAACGAAGAGGUAAAAGGUCAUCUAUUGAAAAGACGGCAUGGCUGGCGGCUCUGAGGAGGGAAAACGUACUCAGGGGCGACCUGAUGCUGACGAAACGAGUGAGGUUGCUUAUGGCGAGAAGGCUCAUGGAAACGCCGCGGAACCCAGCCAGGCCGCGUUCCCGCCGACUUUUAGCGUCUCCGAAAUAAAGAACAAGCAGCGGCGCCACUUCAUGUUCCUGCGCUGGAAGCAGCAACAGAAGAAGGAAAAAUUAGCCCUUAAGAAAAGGAAGAAGAAGGAACGGGAAGCCCUUGGAGAUAAGGCACCACCAAAACCAGAACCAAAAACCAUUGAAAACCAGCGUGUAUAUGAUGAAACCACAGUUGAUCCAAAUGACGAAGAGGUUACUUUAGAUGAAGCUACAGAUGAAUUUGCUCCUUACUUCAAUAGGCAAACUGUUCCAAAAAUUCUUAUCACCACAUCUGACAGACCUCGUGGGAGAACUGUAAGAUUCUGUGAACAGUUAUCCACGUGUAUUCCAAAUUCACAUGUUUACUAUCGAAGAGGACUGGCUUUAAAAAAAAUUAUUCCACAGUGUAUUUCAAGGGAUUUUACAGAUCUGAUUGUUAUUAAUGAAGAUCGUAAAAUACCAAAUGGGCUUGUAUUAAGUCAUUUGCCUGAAGGCCCAACUGCUCACUUUAGGGUGAGCAGUGUUCGUCUACGUAAAGAAAUAAAGCGAAAAGGAAAAAAUCCUACAGAACAUCAGCCUGAAAUAAUCCUGAAUAAUUUUACAACACGGUUGGGCCAUUCCAUUGGUCGCAUGUUGGCUUCUCUCUUUCCUCAUGAUCCUCAGUUUGUUGGCAGACAAGUAGCUACAUUUCACAAUCAGCGUGAUUAUAUCUUUUUCAGAUUUCAUAGAUACAUCUUCAAAGAUGAGAAAAAAGUGGCCAUUCAAGAACUAGGCCCACGUUUUACCUUAAAAUUAAGGUCUCUUCAAAAAGGAACUUUUGACUCCAAGUUUGGAGAAUAUGAAUGGAUUCACAAGCGCCGUGAAAUGGAUACAAGCCGAAGAAAAUUUCAUUUAUAAGAAUGAACACAGAAAUGACAUUUUGGUAUUUUUCAUGUCAACAAAAGCUUCUGGAAGACUCUUGAAGAUAUUCAGGUUAUACAUGGAGCACCCUCUCCCCGCCUUUUGACAUGGCCAUGACUUUGUUCUCUUCAGGGCUGAAAACUCAAGUUACUUUUUAUAAAUAAUAGAAGAUUUCAUGUUGGGGGAGAGACUGCAUCGGCCACUAUCUUCUUAUGUUAAAAAGUCACAGACCCUUCUCAGAAAUGUUUUGUAACUUAACUCUUUCUCAGCUUAUUCCGAAUUAAAAUAUAUCUAGUUUUGGAUGCUAAAAUAAGGUUUUAUGUUGGUUAUAUUGUCAAAAAUAAACAUUUUACGAAGGAAUCUUU